AUGAAGACCGUAGCCAGAGCCCUCUCCGGCAGCGCGCGAGCUAUGGCCCGCAAGCCCAUGCGGUUCACAGAUCUUCGUACGGUGCAGCUAAGACCCCCCAUAGUACCCACACAUAGAAAUUUCGAGGUUUCUCCCGACCAUCCUUUGUGGGCAUUUUUCCCCGACGGAAACAACUCUCAAACCUGUUAUAGAGAAGCCUCAGACCUCGAUAUCCAGUCCAGGGCUUGGACCACUGCCGAGUUACGGCGCAAACUGUUUGAGGAUCUCCAUCAAUUGUGGUAUUUGGUGUUGAAAGAGAGAAAUGUGUUGGCUCGUGAAGUGAGAUUGGCCGAUGCCAUCAACGAAAGAAACACCCACGUCCACGACCAGGUGGACGAAAAGCUCUUGUUGACACAGAAGCGUAUAAAACAAGUGUUGUUGGAGCGCCAAACUGCUUUCGAAAGAGUUCAAACUUUUACACAGCAGCAACAAGAGUACUUGGAAGAAUUUCGCCAACGGUACUUGGAUGCUGAUGCCAGCCAAAUUGCCAGCUACAACGAGAAAUUGAUACGCCUCCAGUACGCCUUUUUCGGUAUACAACCACAAUUGGAAGAUUACAAUUGGGAAACCGAUAUUAACGAAAGAUUCGUAGACGGCUUGAAUUAUGUGUCCCACAUCAAAUUGGCUCGUUAUUUUGCACAAAACCCCGACGUGGAGGAAGAGAUCGGGUACCCCUUGAAGGGUGUCGUGGAAGAGCUUCCUUUCUUACUUAGAGAUCCACUGGAAGCUGUGGAAGAGGUGAGAGCAUUGAGACAAAGUGGAGCCCAAGUCAAAUUGGACAAAAUCGAUGUCCUUCCUUUCUUGCGUCUGGCCUUGCAAGCGGCGUUGGAGCAGGAGGGCAGAAUGUAA
Messenger RNA from Meyerozyma guilliermondii ATCC 6260, 888 nucleotides. Its product is annotated as mitochondrial 54S ribosomal protein uL29m. Gene Ontology annotation, molecular function: structural constituent of ribosome. NCBI's taxonomy places the organism in Eukaryota, Fungi, Ascomycota, Pichiomycetes, Serinales, Debaryomycetaceae. The record is from RefSeq and is a predicted model, not a curated record. Gene Ontology annotation, cellular component: mitochondrial ribosome; mitochondrial large ribosomal subunit. Gene Ontology annotation, biological process: mitochondrial translation. Bases 1 to 888 code for a protein of 295 amino acids. The transcript has a single exon.